Messenger RNA from Patiria miniata (bat star), 3131 nucleotides. It is a transcript of the gene arih2, whose product is annotated as E3 ubiquitin-protein ligase ARIH2-like. Gene Ontology annotation, cellular component: cytoplasm; ubiquitin ligase complex. The record is from RefSeq and is a predicted model, not a curated record. NCBI's taxonomy places the organism in Eukaryota, Metazoa, Echinodermata, Asteroidea, Valvatida, Asterinidae. The transcript is spliced from 13 exons. Gene Ontology annotation, biological process: ubiquitin-dependent protein catabolic process; protein polyubiquitination; positive regulation of proteasomal ubiquitin-dependent protein catabolic process. Bases 89 to 1567 code for a protein of 492 amino acids. Gene Ontology annotation, molecular function: ubiquitin conjugating enzyme binding; ubiquitin protein ligase activity; zinc ion binding.
ACAGCGCAAAGUCAGAAUUUCAAAUACAAGUAGUCGGUACCUUCAAGUCCGUCUGCAUGCAGCCAGUCGAUUUGCGAGUGACCGAUGAAUGAUGGCGGAAGGUUCGUCAAGAUUAAAAAGUCCCCCAGCGAGAAUGGAGAGCCAGUCAGAUGAGUAUGAGUAUGACGAGUACGAAGACGUUGAUGCCUACUAUGAUGAGGGGCAAGAUGAAAUGGAGCCAGAGGACGAACGAGAACCUGACCCUGAGUUUUACGAGUACAGGCUACUCACUGUAGACGAGGCAAAAGCAUUCUUAGCUAAGGAGGUACAGACAGCUGCUGAUAUACUCAAGAUUCCAUGCUUUGCAGCCAAGGCUCUUCUGAUGUCUCAUCGAUGGAACCUAGACGCCAUUCAGAGUCGAACCAAGCAGGACAUAGCCAACCUCCUGGCUGAAUGUGGAGUGCUUCCAUCAGCUGAUAGUAGCCUUACAAAGGAACCUGCCACCCCCAGCAACUAUGUCUGCCCGGUCUGCAUAGAGCACCAGUCUAAAGAGCAGGUCAGGUCGUUGCUAUGCGGCCAUUUUUUCUGCAAGGACUGCUGGACACAGCACCUUGUGGUGCUCAUCAAUGAAGGAACCUCAACAGGCAUCCAUUGCAUGGCUGAGAAGUGUCUCAUGAGGGCGCCAGAGGACUUUGUCCUCCCCCUUCUGCAGUCUGAGCAGCCGAGACUAAGAUACAAUGACUUCUACUUCAAGGAGUCAGUCAAGAAUCACAGUAACUUGAGAUUCUGCCCGGGUGCUGACUGUACCAUCGUUGUCUAUGCAGAGGAAGUCAAGAGCAAGCGAGCUGAAUGCACACAAUGCAAGACGAAUUGGUGUUUUAAUUGUUGCAACAACUACCAUGCCCCAGCAGACUGUGACAUCAUCAAGAGAUGGCUAACGAAAUGUGCCGACGAUUCCGAGACAGCUAACUACAUCAGUGCCCACACAAAAGAUUGCCCUGUAUGCAAUAUCUGUAUAGAGAAGAACGGUGGCUGCAACCAUAUGCAAUGCUCCAAAUGCCUUCAUAACUUCUGCUGGAUGUGUUUAGGAGAUUGGAAGACGCAUGGUAGUGAAUAUUACGAAUGCAGCCGCUACAAGGAGAAUCCUAACAUUGCCAACGAGUCUGCCAACGUCAAGGCACGGGAAGCACUCAAGAAGUAUCUCUUCUAUUAUGAGAGGUGGGACAACCAUGCCAAGAGCCUACGUCUGGAGCAGGAAACGUUGAGGAAAUCUCAGGAGAGGAUCCAGGAGAAGGUGGAGAACAAGAUGGGGACGUGGAUCGACUGGCAGUAUCUGUUGGCUGCCGCAUCAUUACUUGCAAAGUGUCGCUACACCCUCCAGUAUACCUACCCCUUCGCCUACUACCUGGAGCCAAGUCCUCGUAAGAAGCUCUUUGAGUACCAGCAAGCCCAGCUAGAAGCUGAGAUUGAGAAUCUAUCCUGGAAAGUAGAGAGAGCUGCCACUUAUGAUAGAGGAGACCUUGAGAAUCAGAUGAACGUUGCAGAGAAGAGACGGCAGACAAUGCUAAAAGACUUCUUCCCGGCGUAAACGGUGUCUUCUCAUUUCCUAGAGACAUUCUGAAAGGACCAUGGGUGAUUGGCAGUUGCCGUUUAUGCUUAAAAACUAGCUCAGUUGUAAGGGCGAUUGUGUAGUUACUUGUCCCUCUGUCUUUUUGGUUCUUUUAGCAACCCUAAACCUGUCAGACGCAACACAGCGUAUCAAGUGGAAAAGAACUGGUGCACUUUGAUGCACAACACCAGUGCAUGCAUGGCCAGCUCUGAAACAGUGAGAGCCAAGUCCCAUUGAACAAUGCCACAGUUGUAUCCUGCUGCGUGCGGUGACCACGGACUCUGAGGCAGUGUGGCCUUGAGACUUUUCCCCUGAUGGAUCUUGCUACAUUUGGCAGGCUUGUGACUUAGUCAAAGUGUUGCAUGUUGCUACGUUUGCCAGGGUUCUAGCAAACAUACCCUGGAGGGUUAGAGUCAAAAUAAAUGUUUUUAUCAUUCCAAAAUGACAUCUGCAACCCGAAGCAGUCUUCUUUAAUUCUAAUAACCCUAUUUUUGUGCAAUUUUGAACAGUAUCUGUUGGUAGAAAAUGCCAUUUUCUUACUUUUUUUUCAGUAGAAACCAUACGAAUCAAUGCUGUUUUGCACAAUCACAGUGCAUCGUGGUGAUGGCCACUUAUAUUUUCGUGUUGGAUUUGAUGUCGACAUCAUCAUUUUACCCCAAAACUUCCCUCAAGCAAAACAAAACAAAACCCUGCCCUCCAACCACAACAGUCUUGUUGAUUUUAAACAUUGCUAGCUAAUUGGGUGUGUCCAAUAACCUCAAAGUGGAUGUUCGUUCUCUUACAGGAACAGGGCCUGUAACUACGCAAUCGCCAUUGUAAGAUGCAUACAUGUAGCUACAGUUGAGCCCGCCGCACACCUGUUCGAUUUUACCAGUGAACGCUUUUUUUUUUCACCGUUAACCCGGCACACGUGCUAUCAGUCACAUGAUGAUCAGUCACAUGAUGACAAAAUGGCAGCCGUCGAUUUUAAAUCAUGCGACUUAGUUCAUGAAUCAGAUUAGUUUACAUAAAUAUUGCGUCCAGUAAAAUCGGAGUGCUGCCCGCACUACACUCCAGUGACAUCGGAUCCGGUGAAAUCGGAUGGGAAAAAAUCAAACUUGUUUUACUCCAUCCGAUCGCCCAGGUUUACGGUCAGAUUGGUCCGAUUUUUCAGUGCAUACCUCUCUGCUCUGUACGUCUGAUGGCCCGAUGAUCUGGUAAAAUUGGAACAGUGCGCGGCAGGCUUUAGGCUGGAACUCAGGUUAAUUGUAAAUUUCCUUAAUUCUUUUUUAUUAUCGUGAUUUGACCUUGGGAUAUGUAUCUUCAAACUGCCUCAGCCAUGUCAGCUAAAGAAAUGAAGUCAAAUUGUGCAGUGGCUCUAAUAAAGCCACGUUGCUUCUGCCUUUGACAUUUAGCCGAUUGUAGAUAUAUCUGGGGGGUUUUUUUGUACAUUGAUGAACUAAAUUUGUAUCCCUACUCAAACCAUGUCAAAGUUGUAUGAUAUUUUGUUUGAAAAACUCCAAUAUUAAAUAUACUAAUUUCUUAGUUUGGUAUUUGAAAAGGU